Molecule: messenger RNA, 2001 nt
Organism: Salmo salar (Atlantic salmon)
Lineage: Eukaryota; Metazoa; Chordata; Actinopteri; Salmoniformes; Salmonidae
Source: RefSeq, a predicted model, not a curated record
UCACCAUGACCCAUCUGUUCUCGGUGUCCUCAUGAAUAUUCGGUGUCUGGGGUGAUGACGCCGGGCCCCUCCCCGGUAGGGAGAGUUUUGUAACGGGGUCACGUUGCGCUGCGGCACUGAACAAACAGACCUCCUCCUCCUCCGCAGCAGCAGCAGCAGCAGCAGCAGUCGACCGUCUACUCUCCUCUACACGGAAGACAACACCUGCCCAUAACGUAUUUAACUAGAUAACUACAACGUUAUCAGGAUGCCUCACCAGUAUCCAGCUCUGACCACAGAACAGAAGAAAGAGCUGCAGGAGAUAGCAGAGAGGAUCACAGCUCCGGGGAAAGGAAUCCUGGCUGCAGAUGAGUCCACCGGCAGCAUGGGUAAGCGUCUCAACCCCAUCGGCGUAGAGAACACAGAGGAGAACCGUCGUCUGUAUCGCCAGCUGCUGUUCACAGCCGAUGAGAGAAUGGAGGCUUGUAUUGGUGGAGUGAUCUUCUUCCACGAGACUCUCUACCAGAACACUGACGAUGGGACCAACUUCUCUCAGCUCAUCAAGGACAGGGGGAUUGUAGUGGGCAUCAAGGUGGAUAAAGGUGUUGUCCCACUGGCCGGAACAGAUGGAGAGACCACAACCCAGGGUCUGGACGGCCUGGCAGAGCGUUGUGCUCAGUAUAAGAAGGAUGGAGCAGACUUCGCUAAGUGGCGUAGCGUCCUGAAGAUCAGCGACAACACCCCCUCAGAACUCGCCAUCAUGGAGAACGCCAACGUACUGGCACGCUACGCCAGCAUCUGUCAACAGAACGGCAUCGUUCCCAUCGUGGAGCCUGAGAUCCUUCCUGACGGAGACCACGACCUGAAACGUUGUCAGUACAUCACUGAGAAGGUUCUGUCUGCAGUGUACAAGGCCCUAUCAGACCACCAUGUCUAUCUGGAGGGGUCCCUGCUGAAGCCCAACAUGGUGACUCCUGGACACUCCUGCCCCCAAAAAUACACGAAUGAGGAGAUCGCCAUGGCUACGGUCACUGCCCUCCGCCGUACCGUACCCCCUGCCGUCACAGGUGUGACGUUCCUGUCAGGGGGCCAGUCAGAGGAGGAGGCCAGUAUUAACCUGAAUGCGAUCAACACCUGUCCUCUGGGUAAACCCUGGGCCUUGACCUUCUCCUACGGUCGUGCCCUGCAGGCCUCAGCCCUGAACGCCUGGGGAGGAGAGAGAGACAACGAGAAGGCUGCUGCCGAGGAGUUCCUUAAACGGGCUGAGGUGAACGGUCUGGCUGCCCAGGGGAAGUAUGUGUCAACAGGAGACGGCGGAGCGGCGGGACAGUCUCUCUACGUGGCCAAUCACGCGUACUGAACACCCUCGAGGCCACGCCAACAUCACAACCCACCGCUGCAGCCCCUCCCCUCGCCCACCAAUCACAGACCCGCGUUGUCUACCGUAUUUUAGAAACACCGUCGUUGUCAUGGCAACAUAACGAUGUGGUUAAUAUGAGUAUUAAUUAGUAUGGGGAGUUAAUUGAUGAAGAGGAUGGUGAUUAUGUAAGGAUGCUGAAGGUGCGAGUGGGCGGUAUCAUGAAGAAGCUUUAUUAAGUCAAUGUCCCAAAUGGAAUCCUAUUCCCUAUACAGACCUGGUCUAUAGUAGUGCACUAUAUAGGGAAUAGGGUGUACAGACCUGGUCUAAAGUAGUGCACUAUGUAGGGAAUAGGGUGUACAGACCUGGUCUAUAGUAGUGCACUAUGUAGGGAAUAGGGUGCCAUAGGGCUCUGGUCUAAAGUAGUGCACUAUGUUGGGAAUAGGGUGCCAUAGGGCUCUGGUCUAUAGUAGUGACCAACCAGAGAGAAGAUAACAUCAGAUAGGGACCAAUCAGAUACUAGAUUACAUCAGACCGACACCGGGGUGUGAAGUGUUGCGUUCCAGUUAGGAAUGAGUUAAGAAGAGAGGGAUGAGAGAGGAGGGAGAAAGAGGAGAGAGAUAGUGAGAGGAGGGAGUAAGAAGAGAGGGAUGAGAGAGGAGGGA